UAAAAAAUAACCAAAGCAUCUGCAAAAGACGCGUACCUUUGCUGCUGUCAUCUACGGCUCCUAUGGCAUUUGGUUUGGCGUUCUCUUUCUAAUUAUAAUCUCCUCCACUUCUAUAAAUUUACUCCCACCUAGCCCCAUGGCUCGCACCUCAAAUUCUAAUUUUUCGUUUAAUUAGUAGACAAGUUCUCUUUUCUGGUCGAAAUUAACGCUUGAUUUGCUCUCUCUCUCUCUCUCUCUCUCUGAGUCCUCGUAAAUAUAUAUUGGUCCAUUUCUCUUCGGCACCUCCGGCGCUUUUCUUCAAUCUUUGGUGGGAUUUGGCAUUCAAAGAGAAAUGACAGGCGCAAAACCAGAUACCCCCUUGAUACCAACUUCAUCAUCCCGAAACCUUCCCGAUUUCAAGAAAUCCAUUAAACUAAAAUAUGUGAAGCUCGGUUAUCAUUACCUCAUCACCCAUGCAAUGUACCUUUUCCUCUCCCCUCUUGUAGUUGUUAUGGCCGUGCAGCUUUCAACAUUUUCUCUCCACGAUCUUUAUGAUCUUUGGGAGCAUCUCCAGUACAAUCUAAUUUCAGUGAUCAUCUGCUCAACUCUCCUCGUUUUCUUGUCUACCGUCUACUUUCUCACCCGUCCUCGCGCUGUAUACCUUGUCAACUUCUCCUGCUACAAGCCUGAAGAGUAUCGAAAAUGUACCAAAAAGAUCUUCAUGGAUCAAUCUCAGAUGACUGGUACCUUUACAGAUGAGAAUCUUCAAUUCCAACGUAAGAUCCUUGAGAGGUCUGGCCUUGGUGAUUCUACUUACCUUCCUGAGGCUGUUCUGAAUAUUCCUCCAAACCCAUCAAUGAAAGAAGCUAGAAAAGAAGCUGAGACUGUGAUGUUUGGUGCUAUUGAUGAGCUGUUUGCCAAGACUUCAGUAAAGCCCAAAGACAUUGGAAUUUUGAUUGUGAAUUGCAGUUUGUUCAAUCCAACCCCAUCUCUUUCUGCCAUGGUUGUCAACCACUAUAAGCUUCGGGGAAACAUAGUUAGCUACAAUCUAGGUGGGAUGGGCUGCAGUGCAGGUCUGCUCUCAAUUUCUCUUGCUAAAGAACUUCUCCAGGUCUAUCCCAACUCGUAUGCAUUGGUUGUCAGCAUGGAGAACAUCACGCUUAAUUGGUAUUUUGGAAAUGAUAGAUCAAAGCUUGUUUCAAAUUGCUUGUUCCGAAUGGGAGGAGCGGCAAUACUGCUUUCUAACAGAAGUUCUGACAGAAGAAAAUCCAAAUACCAGUUGGUAGAUACCGUUCGUACCCACAAGGGUGCAGAUGACAAGUGCUUCGGGUGUGUAACCCAAGAAGAAGACUCCACAGGGAAAGUUGGUGUUACUUUGUCAAAGGAUCUCAUGGCAGUUGCUGGUGAUGCUCUGAAGACCAACAUCACCACUUUGGGGCCUCUUGUUCUUCCAAUGUCCGAACAGCUGCUAUUCUUUGCUACACUAGUCGGGAAAAAGCUUUUAAAGAUGAAGGUCAAGCCUUAUAUUCCAGACUUUAAAUUAGCUUUUGAUCAUUUUUGCAUUCAUGCUGGAGGAAGAGCUGUUUUGGAUGAAUUGGAGAAGAAUUUGCAGCUAUCUGAUUGGCAUAUGGAGCCAUCAAGAAUGACACUUUAUCGAUUUGGUAACACCUCAAGCAGUUCUCUUUGGUAUGAACUGGCAUACACAGAAGCGAAGGGGAGAAUGAAGAAGGGGGAUAGGACAUGGCAAAUAGCAUUUGGUUCAGGCUUUAAAUGUAACAGUGCAGUGUGGAGGGCUCUAAGAACUAUAAACCCAGCAAAGGAGAAGAACCCUUGGAUGGAUGAAAUCCAUAAUUUCCCGGUAGAUGUUCCAAAAGUAUCUACCAUCUAGAUGUUCCAAGGCUAUAUUUUGGCAAUUGGUGCUGGCUUUUCGAAUGGAGGAAUUUUUACUUCUUUUCAACUCUGGUAUUGGAGUUCAUUCUUGAUUUUCAUGCCCAGAUUUUGGGACUUGAUUGUGCUUGUAGGGCUGAGGAGUGGUAUUUCUGGGUUGAGAAGACAUUUUUAUUUAGUUUGUCUCAUGGGGGGUUUAGUUAUUCUUGGCAGUUGCAUGAUGCUUCAGCGGGAUGUGGCUUUGAUUUUGUAAUGGUGGAAAACCAUAUUCAUGGGUGGUGAGGGGGGUAAAUUAUGUUAUGAGUGUUCUCUAAUUAUUAUGUAUCAGAGAUCCCCCUUCUUAUUCUUUGUAGGAAUAAAAUAAGGAAAUUCUAUGAAUCAGAAAAAGGAAAUAUCUUCUUGAA
Molecule: messenger RNA, 2270 nt
Organism: Carya illinoinensis
Lineage: Eukaryota; Viridiplantae; Streptophyta; Magnoliopsida; Fagales; Juglandaceae
Product: 3-ketoacyl-CoA synthase 11
Exons: 2
Coding region: 332-1867 (511 amino acids)
Biological process (GO): fatty acid biosynthetic process
Cellular component (GO): membrane
Molecular function (GO): acyltransferase activity, transferring groups other than amino-acyl groups
Source: RefSeq, a predicted model, not a curated record